AUGACCGCCGAUACUCAAUCCGUAAUGUUCAAGGGUGGCCUACCGGCGGACUGUACGUGCCCGAUUUGUGAGCAAGCUCUCCGUGAGCCAACUCGACUCAAUUGUGACCAUCACUAUUGUCGGCAGUGCUUUGAGAAGACGGAUAGAGCACCGGAAUGUGCAUUAUGCCAAACGAUCAUCCAACCGGAGCUGUGUCAACAAGAUAGAGCCAAGCAUAAGCAGAUCCUCGCUCUCCCAGUCGUGUGCACUUUCGAAUCGUCCGGUUGUCCAUGGACCGGUCAACUCGGUGCUCUCCACGAUCAUCUCUCCACAUGCACCUUCAAGUCCUCCCUGAAAUGCGAGAAGUGCGGAAGACAAUUCGCCAAGGCGGACCUGGAAAGACACCGUGAGAAGUGUGAACUGAAUCGGGCGGUCUGCACCUACUGUAACAAGACAAUCAGGGAUAGUGAUUUGGAGAGACAUAUGAAGACAUGCGCCGAGGUUAUCAUCAGUUGUCCGUUCCAGUGUGGACUAUCCGAUCGGCCACGUCACGAGAUCGAAGCUCAUCGUCCACUGUGUCCAAACGUCGACAAUGUUUGUCCGUUUGUCCCUUACGGGUGUACUUUUGCGGGCGGGAAGGAAUCCAUCCAACAACAUCUCAGCGAUGAGCCAGUACGGCAUCUUAUGUUCCUCUGUGAUGAGAUCACGGAUCUUAAGGGAACAUAUGAGCUAAUGGAGCGGGAUAUGAGCUCAUUCAACGAUCGGCAAACUCGGAUUCUGGCGGCGGCGGACACCUGCACCGAGAUGUUCGGUCCUCAGCUAAUCUGGAAAAUCGAUAAACUUCAGCAACGGACUAAUGAGGCGAAGUCCGGCGCCGACACGACCAUCUUCUCCAACCCGUUCAUGUCCCACCGUUUCGGCUACAAAAUGAUGGCUUGUGCGUGUCUUUUUGGUGAUGGAUCAAGUGCUGGAAAGUCGAUUUCUCUCUAUGUCCUCCUGCUGAAAGGAGAGUUCGACCCGACACUUGAGUGGCCUUUUAAUAGGACCAUUAAGAUCUCGUUGUUGGAUCAGAAUCCCCGCCCAGAAGAUCGUGUGAACAUCACGUAUGUCAUCGAUCCACGUAAGCUGAAAGCCAACGAGAAAUUUUUGGCUCGUCCACGUGGAGAACGUAACGCGGCGUUCGGCUCCCAAUCUUUCUGCUCGCUGGCUAUCCUUCAGAAUUAUGUGAAGAACGACACAAUCUACGUGCGCAUUGACGUAGAUCGUUGCGAGACCCUUCCGGUCUCGUUGAAGACGCGUGAUGAGAAGGAGCGGAAGCAGAUGAUGGACGCGAUGAGGUCGAAGAAUCCAGAAGUGCGUGUACAUCAUGUCAGACCUGUCACUGGACAGUCGGGACCACCCGCGGAUCAGAGAGUUUGA
Messenger RNA from Caenorhabditis remanei, 1398 nucleotides. RefSeq lists its product as uncharacterized. Gene Ontology annotation, biological process: regulation of apoptotic process; protein K63-linked ubiquitination; regulation of canonical NF-kappaB signal transduction. Gene Ontology annotation, cellular component: plasma membrane signaling receptor complex. Gene Ontology annotation, molecular function: zinc ion binding; protein binding. Bases 1 to 1398 code for a protein of 465 amino acids. The transcript has 8 exons. The record is from RefSeq and is a predicted model, not a curated record. NCBI's taxonomy places the organism in Eukaryota, Metazoa, Nematoda, Chromadorea, Rhabditida, Rhabditidae.